Molecule: messenger RNA, 2219 nt
Organism: Linderina pennispora
Lineage: Eukaryota; Fungi; Kickxellomycota; Kickxellomycetes; Kickxellales; Kickxellaceae
Exons: 1
Coding region: 164-2113 (649 amino acids)
Molecular function (GO): metalloendopeptidase activity; zinc ion binding
Source: RefSeq, a predicted model, not a curated record
GAGCGGGUGUCGCAAAACAAAAGAGCAUUGCAGGAAAAGGCGCAGUUGAAGCGAUAGGCAGCGAGGAGAGAUAACAGACAGGUACAAAAGCAACAUGUGCUGGGCAGCCUUAACAGCAGCUGGCACAACACCGACAUUGCCACUGCUUUUCCUUCCAUCUACCAUGGUUCAACUCUCUAUAUCAUCCAUCCUGGCCCUGGCCCUGGCCAUGGCACCGGCAGCCAUCUCAGUUGCAGCUGGUGGACACUCAGGCAUCCAGCUCUUUGCACCAUCGCUCAGCGGCAGGCCAACAUUCACCGUCUACAGCAACCCUGUCCAAGUCAGUUCAUCGGGUUCAUCAUCUGCCAAUAUCGGAAGCCUGAAUAGCGACCUCAAGUCCAAGGUGACCAUUGCCACGGAGUACCUAGCCCAGAAACACAACAUCCGCACUUCCUCAAUGAGCAUCACCGAUGCCUACACCGAUGGGUCUACCGGAAUAACCCAUGUCUACCUGCGCCAGGUCAUUGGCGGCGCACCUGUAGCAAACGGACUGGCCAAUGUCAACAUGGAUUCUCAAGGGCGUGUCAUCUCUUCUGGGCAGUCGUUUGCGGCAGACGAUGGAAAAUUAAUGUCCAGACGCAGUGCAGGAUCGCUUGCUGCGCGCGCCUCGGAAACUGCCACGCUUAAGACCGCAUUGAAGGGACUAGCCGACUACAUCAAGACAUCGAUCAGCGACACCGAUCUGGGGAAGCUAUCGAUUGCUGCAUCGUCCAGUCUAGUGCAGGGCGGAUCAGGCUAUGUCAUCAGCCAGAUGCCCAGCUCGGUUUCUUCCACAGGCACGUCUACUGCAUCCCGGUCGAUGAUCCAGAGCCCUGACGGCACGCUCACAAACACAUGGCAUAUUGUCUUGGAGCAGCCCAAUCACUGGUGGAGCGCACACGUCAACGCAGCUACGGGCAAGGUCGAAGCAAUCAACGACUGGGUUGCUAGCCUGGAGUCCUUCAAUGUCUACCCGCGCAACAUCAACACCCCAGCCGACGGAGAUCGAUGUGUGGUAACCAACCCAGCCAACUCUGUUGCUAGUCCCAAGGGGUGGGUGACUGGUGGCACAACAGUUGGCAACAAUGUCUGGGCACAGAACAACCCCACUGGCGGCAGCACGUGGAAGAACAACCACCGCCCUAGUGCGCCCAACAACAGCUUCGAUUUCCCACUUGACCUGAGCCAGCAGCCCUCCAGCUAUGUCGAUUCGGCAAUCACGCAGCUGUUCUAUUCAGUCAACACCAUGCACGACCUGGCGUACCUGUAUGGAUUCGAUGAGGCAGCGGGAAAUUUCCAGGAUGUCAACUUCAGCGGUCAGGGGGCCAGCGGCGACGGCGUCAUUGCGAAUGCCCAGGAUGGGUCGGGUGUCGACAAUGCCAAUUUUGCUACACCCCCAGAUGGCGAGCGCCCUCAGAUGCGCAUGUACGUGUGGACAGAAACCACGCCUGAGCGCGAUGGCGAUCUAGAGCAGGACAUCGUUGCGCACGAGUUCACCCACGGCAUCUCAAAUCGCCUAACGGGUGGCCCAUCCAACACCGACUGCCUCGGCUGGGGAGAGCCCGGAGGAAUGGGUGAGGGGUGGAGCGACACUGUGGCUCUGCUGCUCCGCAUCAAGCCUGGACACACUCGCUCGCUUGACAUGCUGAUGGGCGAAUAUGUGUACGGCAAAGGCAUCCGGAACUACCCGUACUCGACCUCGACCAGCACAAACCCCAACACAUUUAACAUGCUCAAUGAUCCAGACUACCAGGAGGUGCACGCUAUCGGGGAAGUGUGGGCUGAGAUGCUCUACGAGGUCAUCUGGAAUCUUAUCGACGCGAACGGCAUUGCCGAGGACCUGUUCUCGCACGAUCUGAGCAAAGGCAACUCGGUUGCGCUCCAGAUUCUCCUGGAUGGCAUGAAGCUGCAGCCCUGCAGCCCAACUUUCAUUGAUGCGCGCAACGCGAUAAUUCAGGCCGAGAAGAACCUGACCGGUGGCAAGAACAUGUGUGCGGUUUGGAAGGGCUUUGCUAAGCGUGGACUCGGCUACCAUGCAUCUGGUGGGAACGGUGCUACCUAUAAAGAGGAUUUUACUCUCCCGAGUGGAUGCUGAAUGCUGAUACUAGCCAAUUUCGUUUAAACUACCUCUUCCAGAUAUCUAAUCGAUAGUAUUAUUUAAAUAUUCAACCCCUAGGUAGAACUUGUUUAAAAUGAAUGCC